AGAUGAAACGCAAAGAGUCUAAAGAAGUCUGCCACACGCACACCGCCAAGCGACUACACCACCACCACUCUUCACACGUAACCAUCCACACGUCGUCACUUGCGCGGAAGAUAACAAUGAGCUUCGUCCGCCCUGCCUCGCACGCGGCGCCAAACGGGAGGGGGUGGUACGAGGCGAUCCCUGAGCGUCUGAAGGCGACGCUGGACGGGUACUUCGCCCAGGCGACACACCACUUCGGCGAGGGGGACGGCGGGGCGCGUCGACUCACAGGCCUCAUCGCUCCACAUGCCGGUAUGGCCUACUCCGGCCGCACCGCGGCGGAGGCGUUUGCAGUGUUUCGCGACUACCUGUACGCGAAAGACACAGCCGGCAGCCAGCUGGAGCGGGUGUUUCUUCUCGGUCCGUGCCACGUGAAGGGCUUUGAGGGCUGCGAGCUCUCCGCGGCCAGCAUGUACGAGACCCCGUUUGGGCCGCUUCGCGUGGACGUGUCCACCGUGAACAGCGUCAUGGCAGCACUCAGGAAAGCCGGCGUGGAGGCAAACAAGGCGUCGCGCCGCACCGAGGAAGGGGAGCACUCGAUUGAGAUGGAGACGCCGUACCUCGCGCACGUCCUGCACUACCCCCCGCCAGGUGUCGCUGCUGCUUCCGCACGCGUGUCUAUUGUGCCCAUCAUCGUUGGGUGGACGGAGCGGAAGGACGAAAAGGCCUUCUACGAGGUACUGAGGCCUUACAUGGACGACGCGAAGAACUUCUUUGUCUUCAGCUCCGACUUCUGCCACUGGGGCGACCGUUUCUCCUACACCUAUCACUACAAGCGGAGCGAGUACCCGAACGUGGGGGACUCCAUUAUCGCCAUGGACCACGCCGCGAUGGAUUUGCUGGAGCACCGCGACUUGGACGGCUGGUACAGCUAUAUGAAGAUGACGCACAACACCAUCUGCGGACGCGCACCCAUCGGUGUAGGCCUGCACCGCUGGGCAGCGAAGGACAGCAAAGCACAAGUGAAGUUCGUGCACUACGCGCAGUCCAACAAGUGCGAGGAUGCUUACGACUCUUCUGUGAGCUAUGCCGCGGCUGUCAUUAUGGAGUGA
This is a messenger RNA of Leptomonas pyrrhocoris, 1091 nucleotides long. RefSeq lists its product as hypothetical. The transcript has a single exon. Bases 3 to 1091 code for a protein of 362 amino acids. The record is from RefSeq and is a predicted model, not a curated record. NCBI's taxonomy places the organism in Eukaryota, Euglenozoa, Kinetoplastea, Trypanosomatida, Trypanosomatidae.